GGAAAGGAAAGACUCAUGGACUGGUUCCAUUUAAUCACAGCCCUACUCCUUCUGAACUUGGGUUUCUAUGGGUGUGCUGCCGAUGAUGCCGAGCCAACCUGUGGAAAAUCUAAUGUGGGCACCAAUCGCAUCGCGGGAGGGCACGAAGCAACGAAGGGUGAAUUUCCUUGGCAAGUAGCUGUGUGGCUUCCUGGUAAAAUGUUCUGUGGUGGGACUCUCCUCAGCAAUACCUGGGUCCUGACUUCGGCGCAGUGCUUAGACGGACACAAUGCCUCCUCUGUUGUUGUUAUACUUGGAUCCAUUAAAUUAUCUGGAAACCCCAAAGAGGAAACUGCCAUUCCAGCAAAAAGAAUCAUUAUACACCCUUAUUACUAUUUCUCGAACUACAGUGGGGAUCUUGCCCUUAUAGAACUUGAAAAACCAGUGGAUUUCACUACCUAUAUCACCCCACUUUGUCUUCCUCCGCCCACGGUAACAUUUACGCCAGGUCAGCUUUGCUAUGUGGCCGGCUGGGGACAAAAGAAGUUUAAUGAUAGUGAGGGCAUAUCUGAUGUCCUGCGGGGGGCGGAAGUGCGCUUGAUCACUUCAGAGCUUUGCCAGGAUUACUACAACAUGAAGAAUGAUUAUAAUAUAACUGGAGAUGUGAUUACGAAUGAUACGAUUUGUGCAAGGGACAUCCAUGGCGUACACAGGAUCUGCCGUGGUGAUGGAGGCGGGCCCCUUGCGUGUCCUGCGGGUAACAGCUGGUACGUGGUGGGAGUGGCCAGUUUUGUUGUUCUCUGUGGAGAGAUGGGGCACCCCGGGGUUUACACAUCUGUCCCUUACUAUAUGGACUGGAUACAGGAGUAUGUCUCUAGUGCUGCAGGAAGAAUAGGAUCUGGAAUGGAACUAAAUCCCCUGAGCUUGAUGUCCUUUGUCCAGUCUCUGUGCUGGAUGCUUAUUAGAGACCCAUGGCUUGUUCUGAGUGUGAGUGCCGCUACUUGGCUGGGGAGCUGAGCUUUGGAGACAACACUAUGGGCUAUAGACUCUCCGGGCUACAAAGAUUUUAGUAAUACUCACUGAGUAAAUGUACUUGAUACUUGUCAUAUAUUGAUUCACCCGUCCAUGCUGCACCAUUGUUUAAUGUAUUGGGAGCCUAUUGAUAUCUAAAUGGCCACAGUAUAAUAUAAAAGUGCAGGUAGACCUUCCUGAGUAAGAGCAUAAAGCUCCCCCCACUGUACUGUAAGAUAUACCAUUCAGUCUACAUGUGCUCUUUUGUAAGAAAUGUAUCAUAUUUUAUUUACAAUUCUGUUAUUGUGUUUACUAUGAUCAUUAGCGUAUAAUAUAUUAAAAAUGUAAAUAAAAAAAAUUACUCACAA
Messenger RNA from Xenopus tropicalis (tropical clawed frog), 1358 nucleotides. It is a transcript of the gene tpsab1, whose product is annotated as tryptase alpha/beta 1. Gene Ontology annotation, molecular function: serine-type endopeptidase activity. The record is from RefSeq and is a predicted model, not a curated record. NCBI's taxonomy places the organism in Eukaryota, Metazoa, Chordata, Amphibia, Anura, Pipidae. Bases 16 to 996 code for a protein of 326 amino acids. Gene Ontology annotation, biological process: proteolysis. The transcript has 7 exons.